AUGAAAAGCAAACUAAAUCAAAUUGAAAAUGUUAUUCAUUUUAGUUUAUGGAUAUUAGCUUGUUUUUAUUCCCUAUACCGAUUACUUCGAGCUCAGACAGAAAUACUGGAGACUAGCCCUGGUCUGCGUUAUGAAUUGGGAGACUUUAUAAUACCUGGGUGGCGAUUCUUGUCCAGACCGAAAGAUGAUGCUGAUGUUGAAUGGAGCACGUGGAAGUACCACAUACAUACCCUAUGGCUUUAUAUGCUAUUUCAAUUUUUCAUAUCUGAGACCAUACGAAAAUUUAAUAUUAAUUUAUUGAAAUAUUGGUACAUUCUGUCUAGUAUAAUUUUUAUAGCAAGUUAUAUGGGUGUCAGACAGUUGAUAGUAAUUUUUAUUCAACCUGUGAUAUUCUCAGCGAUUGUUUUUCUGGAGGUGGAAAAAUUAGUAUAUGGUUGAUAAGUAUUUUACUGUUGGCUUUGUACAAUUCUUUGAAAUAUAAAUAUUACUUUUGGCAUUUCUUGGAUACUGAACAUUUAAAAGAUGAAGAAGUGUUUUUAAUUUUAUAUGGUAUAGCCUGGGUUGAAUUGAGAUGCAUUAGUUAUUGCCUUGAUUAUUUAGAGAGAAAAGAGAAACCUUCACAAGCCCAAGCCCAAGAAAAAGAAAAAUUAAAACAAGCAUCAGUAUUCGAAGAAUUAAUAAACAUGUUUAGUUAUACCUUGUACCUGCCAUUGUUAUUUGUUGGACCAUUAAUACUGUAUGAAGAAUUUGAAAAAAGUUUCCUUCCGAGAAGUGAAAAGCUGACAAUGAGGCUAAAAUGUUUUAUUCUGGAAAUGUUGCGUUUCCAGAUUUAUACUAUUCUAUUGGAGCUAGCAUUUCAUUUUAUAUAUUUUUUUGCAAUGCAAAGUCAAAUUGAGGCUAUACGUAACAUGCCAUCAUUAGCACUCUGUGGUGGAGGACUAUGGAUGGGUCUGGAGUUUCACAUGAAAUAUGUUAUAUCUUAUGGAACUACAGCUGCAUAUUCCAGGCUGGACCAUAUUGACCCUCCACCUACUCCAAGAUGUAUUGUCAGAAUACAUGUUUACUCUCAAAUGUGGAGAUACUUUGAUGUGGGUCUAUACAGGUUUUUAUUAAAGUACAUUUAUAAACCGGUUUUUACCACAAUGUCAAAUAAUUUCACAAGGCUCAAAAUCACAAACAAAUUAUUUUCUUCUUUAAUUACAUUUAUGUUUAUUUUUAUGUGGCAUGGCACCAUGUGGAAUAUACUUGUAUGGUCAGUUUUAAAUUAUGUAGGGAUUGUUAUAGAAUAUGCUGCUAAAGCAGCCUCGAAAACUGCAAGAUAUAAAAUAUUUAAAGAAAAAUAUCUUAGAACAGAUGCAAUGGAGGUGCGAUUUACUGCAUUUUUGUGUGCACCUCUGUUAGGUAUGUCUGCUAUAUCAAACUUCUAUUUAUUUGCUGGUAGUGAAGUUGGUAAUCUGUACAUUGAAUUACUUAAAUGGCCUUCACUGUGUAAUGCUAUGUUAGUCUAUACAUCUUUAUAUUGCUGUUGUCAUGUUGCUAUUGCGUUGAGUGACGUUCCUUCUAGAACUGAUGUAAAAAGAAAAUAG
Spodoptera littoralis (African cotton leafworm) is the source of this 1586-nucleotide messenger RNA. The record is from the annotation of a GenBank genome assembly. NCBI's taxonomy places the organism in Eukaryota, Metazoa, Arthropoda, Insecta, Lepidoptera, Noctuidae.